Hyla sarda is the source of this 1951-nucleotide messenger RNA. RefSeq names its product aldehyde dehydrogenase 1 family member A1 (gene ALDH1A1). Bases 93 to 1595 code for a protein of 500 amino acids. The transcript is spliced from 13 exons. NCBI's taxonomy places the organism in Eukaryota, Metazoa, Chordata, Amphibia, Anura, Hylidae. Gene Ontology annotation, molecular function: benzaldehyde dehydrogenase (NAD+) activity. The record is from RefSeq and is a predicted model, not a curated record.
AAAAGAAAGUCAAAUCCCCAGUCAGUAUAAAACCCUUCAGCCUGACUAAUACUCUGCUUUAUUUCACCUGCCUUUCAGUAAAUCAGCUUAACAUGUCAUCUGCCCAGGUUACCAUCCCGACUCCUCUCAGAAACCUGGAAAUCAAGUACACCAAGAUCUUCAUUAACAAUGAAUGGCAUAACUCAGUCAGCGGAAAGAAAUUCCCUGUCUUCAACCCAGCCAAUGGGGAAAAGAUAUGUGAGGUAGAAGAAGGAGAUAAGGAAGAUAUAAAUAAAGCCGUAAAAGCAGCAAGAGAAGCAUUCCAGUUGGGGUCACCAUGGCGCACGAUGGAUGCUUCUGUAAGGGGUAAACUCUUGUAUAAGUUGGCAGACCUCGUGGAGCGUGAUACCUUAAUUCUAAGCACUCUGGAAUCUAUUGAUGCAGGAAAGGCAUUUGCCACAUCCUACUUUGGAGACUUACCAGGAGCUGUUAAAACCCUGCGAUACUAUGCAGGGUGGACAGAUAAAAACCAUGGCCGUACAGUCCCUAUGGAUGGAGAUUACUUUUCUUUCACAAGACAUGAACCUGUAGGAGUAUGUGGUCAAAUCAUUCCUUGGAAUUUUCCACUUGUAAUGUUUUCUUGGAAGAUUGCACCUGCACUAUGCAAUGGCAAUACAGUUGUCAUCAAGCCAGCAGAACAAACACCACUGACUGCUCUGUACAUGGGAUCACUAAUAAUAGAGGCCGGUUUUCCACCAGGAGUAGUGAAUAUUGUUCCUGGAUAUGGAACCACUGCUGGAGCAGCCAUAUCACAUCACAUGGACAUUGAUAAAGUUGCAUUCACAGGAUCAACUGAGGUUGGAAAACUAAUCAAAGAAGCCGCUGGAAAGACUAAUCUUAAGAGAGUUACACUAGAGCUUGGAGGAAAAAGUCCAAUUAUCAUUUUUGCUGAUGCAGACUUGGACAAUGCACUAGAGCAGGCCCACCAAGGGCUGUUCUAUCACCAAGGACAGAUGUGUGUAGCUGGAUCUCGAUUAUUUGUAGAAGAAUCAAUUUAUGAAGAAUUUGUCCGCAAAAGUGUUGAAAGAGCUAAAAAACGGGUCCUAGGGGAUACCCUCUCACCUACAACACAGCAAGGGCCACAGAUUGACAAAGAACAAUAUGACCGAAUUCUUGAGUUAAUUGAAAGUGGAAAGAAGGAAGGAGCAAAACUGGAAUGUGGAGGAGGCCCAUGGGGUGAUAAAGGGUUCUAUAUCCAGCCUACUGUCUUCUCAAAUGUUAAGGAUGAUAUGCGCAUUGCCAAAGAAGAGAUAUUUGGGCCUGUACAGCAAAUCAUGUCAUUCAAAACAAUUGAUGAAGUGAUCAAAAGGGCAAACAACACCACCUAUGGACUCGCUGCGGGAGUGUUCACCAAAGACCUUGACAAAGCAAUAACUGUAUCUUCUGCUCUUCAAGCAGGAACCGUCUGGGUAAAUUGCUACAUUACUAUGUCCCCUCAAGGCCCAUUUGGAGGGUUUAAGAUGUCAGGAAAUGGACGUGAAAUGGGUGAAUAUGGACUUCAUGCUUACACUGAAGUGAAAACUGUUACCAUGAAGAUCUCAAAGAAAAACUCUUAAAGAUCUGAAUUAUCUUUCCCCAACAUUGAACAUUAUUAACCUGUUCCUGUGAAAUACUAUUAUAAACCAGAUCUUUCUGGUACAUAUAAAUAAAAAAUAAAAAUAAACGUCUAAUCACUAUGCCUGCAUGGUGAUCACUACUUGUAUAUUCUUGGAUAUUAUCAUUACCCUGAAAUUAAUGUGCUGUUCUGUGUUAAAAAAUGUGGUGUUAAAAAAGUGUAGGUGUUGGAAAUUGAUGUACUUCUCCAGUAGAUAUUAGUGAAAGAUAGUUAUAUUUCCCAAGAAAAUAUAAUACUUUGCAAUAUGUAACUGACAGCUCAAAUACAUUCUGAACACCAAUACAAGAAAUGAUUUUG